Ceraceosorus bombacis is the source of this 2005-nucleotide messenger RNA. The record is from the annotation of a GenBank genome assembly. NCBI's taxonomy places the organism in Eukaryota, Fungi, Basidiomycota, Exobasidiomycetes, Ceraceosorales, Ceraceosoraceae.
AUGUCGCAACCUACUUAUGAUCCCAAGAACAUGAUCUUCCAGCGUCUGGGUGAGCAAAGGAUCGGCAUGGCCCAUAAGGUCUUGCUCAUCCACGACCGAGGCUCACGCUGGGAUAGACCCGUCCACACACACACACACACACACCCACAGGUGACUCUGGUCUGCGAGUGAGCAAGUUUUCCCUCGGCGGUUGGCUCACGUACGGGUGAGUGCGGAAGGAUGUCGACUGCACCACCACAUUGCCUCUGAUACUUCUCCCUUCCAUCGCCCACUGACAGAGGAACGGUCGACACGGCCAAGACCAAGGAGAUUCUCAAAGUCGCUUUUGAAAAUGGCAUCAGCACCUUUGAUACGGCAGAAGUGUACAGCGGUGGAGAGUGCGAGGGUGGGUGCAAUAGGAGGAGAGGUGAUGUUUGAGCUGUGAUGCUGCCGAAGCUGACUGUGCUCAGUGCACUCCAUGCUGUGCUCCCAGUCGCCAUGGGACAAGCGGUCAAGGAGCUCGGCUGGAGGAGAUCGGACGUUGUACUAAUCACCAAGGCGAGCACUGCAGAGCAGGUGGACUGGACUCUGGUGUGAGCUCUUCACUUACUCUUGUUCUGGUCGUAUGCCUGCAGAUCUUUUUUGGCACCGGAAGCAAGGAUCCCAACGGCAGAGGCCUGUCCAGAAAGCACUUGGUAAGUCUUUGUCAUCCGGCGCUCUUCGCAAGCAGGCCCCACUGCUCAUCAGCUCUGAAAUUACUUUGAUUGUCAGGUGGAAGGCACAGAUGCGUCGUUGGAGCGCGCUGGCCUCAAGUACUGGGAUGGUGAGUGUCGCAGAUGGGUUCAAUGGUGGUGAUGGUCGUGUCUAGGUACACAUGGUCGCGUCGUGCGCGACAUGAGCUAGACUAUCGUGAACGGCUUGACGCAUGUACACUCCAGCACGUCUGUUAACUGACCUUCUGACACCCUCUGUGCUCAUUCACAGUCAUAAUGGCACAUCGACCUGACGUCAGCGUUCCCAUGCACGAGAUUGUGCGAGGCUUCAACCACCUCAUCGAUACGGGAAGAUGCUUCUACUGGGGCACCAGCGAGUGGACAGCGCAACAAAUUGAGGAAGCGCAUGGCGUGGCGGACAAGUUGGGCUUGGUUCCUCCCGUGGCCGACCAAGCCAAGUAUUCUGCUCUGCAUCGCGAAAAGAUCGAAAAGGAGUAUGCCCCACUGUACAAAAAGUACGGCUAUGGUUUGACCACGUGGUCGCCGCUCGAGAGCGGUCUUUUGACCGGCAAGUAUAACGACAUUGCACAGGGCAACAUUCCCGAGGGUUCUCGCUACCAGACCAAGGUGCGUCAGGGCUGUACCGCGAUUGAGCCAAGAGCGAUCGCUAACGUUGCAAGUGGUUCGCAGGCGGACACCUUCACAGACACCAUUGCCAAGCUCAAGACUCCAGAGGGUCAGGCAAAGAUUGAAAAGGUCAAGGGAUUGACAAAGAUUGCCGAGUCUCUAGGCACCAGCGUCGCCACCUUGUCGCUCGCUUGGGCUGCCAGCAACCCGGUGAGUUCAGUCAAUUUUUCGUCGACACGGCGAAUGGAAGCUGAUUGUCUCAUUUGCACGCCUUUCCUCUCGUCAGAACGUUUCGACUGUCAUUCUUGGAGCCUCGAAGACUGAACAGGUGCUCGAGAACCUCAAGGCUCUCGACAUUCUGCCUAAGCUCACCCCUGAGGUGCACGAGCAGAUCGAAAAGGUACGCGUUCAUCGAGCACCGGGAAAGAAAUUUUAAAAGACACGAUUUCGCUCAUGAUCUCCUCUCUCCGUCUCCGAUUGCUGCCCCCGCAAACCUUAGGUGUUGGCCAACAAGCCAGAGCCGGAUGCUACAUACGGCCGCGCGUGAGUGUGCGUUGCUCAAAGAGGUGAGCAAUCCAUAAGGCGAAGCUGAGAGGCUGAAGGGGGUCGCGCUGAUCCGCCAUCCCUGAUCGCUAAUGUCGAACAGGCCCAGGGACACUUUGGCCAGGCGUCGUGCCCGCUUGUGA